Nymphaea colorata (pocket water lily) is the source of this 2215-nucleotide messenger RNA. Its product is annotated as UDP-glycosyltransferase 708G1-like. The coding region runs from base 336 to 1730 and encodes 464 amino acids. The transcript has 2 exons. Gene Ontology annotation, molecular function: UDP-glycosyltransferase activity. Lineage: Eukaryota; Viridiplantae; Streptophyta; Magnoliopsida; Nymphaeales; Nymphaeaceae. The record is from RefSeq and is a predicted model, not a curated record.
UGGAGGGUUUCACCAUCGAUUUAAAAGCUGGAAUUUGGAAAGGAUCGCAAGGUUAUAAUAUAAAAAACAAAAGAAGACAUUCAAGACAAACUACAGAUUAAAAAGGCAACCGGACAUGCGUGGACCCUGGAUUCAUCCUGAACAAUAGUUUUCUUUCACUUCAGAUCUCACACAAGCCUCAGAUCUUUCCAAUUGACUACCAAUUGCCUUUCUUAUUAACACAUUUUCAAUGUUCGUUUUGAAAAUUUCCCUUUCUUCCAAGCAAGUAACUUGCCCUCCAAUUCAAUAGCUUUCUAAAUUUCCGAUCUUUAGCAGCCAUCAUCGAGUCCUGCACCAUGAACUCUGAGAAGCCAUGGAUUGUGCUGGUUCCUAGUGCGGGCAUAUCUCAUAUCUUGCUGUUCAUCCGCUUUGCUGAGACCAUCGUCGAACAUGGCUUCAACGUCGUCUUUGUUGCCACCAAAUCCACAGUCUCAUCUGCAGAAUCACACCAUAUUUCCCAAUUCCUUUCAUCUUCUCCAAGCAUACAACCUCUGCGGUACGACCCUCUUCCCCUGAACCCCGACUUUUCCCACCACAAGACCGCUGAUCCAUACUUCCUACAGUAUGAUGCCUUGAGCCGCUCGAAGGACGAACUUCUCCCUCUGCUAAGCGAACUUGCUACCAAGGCCCCCAUCGCUGCCUUCAUCUCCGACAUCUUCCUUGCUUCAUGCAUGUGCGACGUUGCAGAAUCACUCUCUAUACCGAACUACGUCCUCUUCUCCUCCUCUGCAACCAUGCUUGCUUUCAGUACCUGGUUCUCAAGCUCCGAACCUAAUGGCGACCCGAUCGACGAAAUUCGGAUUCGGGGCGUCGGUGCCUUCCCGUCUUACUAUAUGCCGCCGGUCUUAAGGAACCCCAAGCACCUCUUCACCACCAUGUUGCUCAAAAACAACAGCGCUCUCAGCAGAGCAGCUGGAGUUCUCAUUAACACAUGCUGUAAUUUGGAGGCAGAGUCUCUACAGGCACUCAAUGGUGGGAAGGUUGCGCCGAUGUCGUUGCCGAGCGUGUUUCCCAUAGGCCCGUUGGUGGGUCGAAGGCCCGCCGGCGGCGAGAGUUGUGCCCAUGUGACCGAGUGGCUGGACGAGCAGCCUGAAGGCACUGUGCUGUAUAUCAGCUUUGGGAGUCGCCACGCUCUGGCGCCUGAGCAGAUUGAGGAGUUGGCCAAUGGGCUGGACAUGGCUGGCUGCAACUUCUUGUGGGUGCUCAAGACCAAGAUUGUGGACAAAGAGGAGAGCCAAGGCGAAGCUCAGAAUGUGUUGCCUGAUGGGUUUGUGGAAAGAGUUAAGCCCAAGGGCCUGGUUGUAGACAGUUGGACCGACCAAGAAGAAGUGUUGGCCCAUGGCUCGGUCGGUGGGUUCCUCAGUCACUGUGGUUGGAGCUCAGUGGUUGAGGCAGUGUGGCAUGGGGUGCCCAUCUUUGGAUGGCCACAGUUUGGAGAUCAGUUGUUCAAUGCUAUGGUUGUGGAGAGUAGUGGACUGGGGUUCUGGAAAAGGAGUUGGAGAGGGUGUAAUGGAGGAGGGCUGAUCAAGGGCGAGGAGAUUGGCAGGCAACUGAGAAUGUGGAUGGAAGACAAGCAUGUGAAGGAGCACGCCCGGCGGCUGCAGGAGGCGGCUCGGAGGUCCAUUGGCGUGGCCGGAGACUCCCAUAGCACGCUGGCCGAACUCAUGGGUAGAUGGAAAGCAGUUGCAUAGUCUUGGAACCUUGUUCUCCCUAAUGAGUUAGAUGUGGAGGUUGAAUUUGGAGUGCCAAUUUAAUAAAUUAGAUGCAGAAAUUUGUCUAGUACGAAUGACUACUUUGGUGGUUUCAGAAAGUAUCACUAUUACCCGAGUCUCUUUUUUCGCCCUUCUGUCACACGAAUGGCAGGAGCAGGAAUGGAAACCUCCAAUUCUUUUGUUCGGGGAACUACUGAAUUUGUUCAUCUUCAAAGAAAAGCAAUUUCACGGGAGGCCAUCCUUUCUCGUUUCUGUGUUGUUCCUAACUGUUUGUUGAAAUGCCUGUUCGACAGCAGCAAUUUGAACGACACAUUCCUUGUUUCGUCUGAUGCCUGUUCGUAUUUUCCUUUAUUUCCUUUUCAGUCGAAUGUAAUGACAUUGCUUCACGCAUCUUUUUGUUGUUUCUUGUGUCGUGAAAAUGUUUCUUAGUAAUGAUAAGGUUGUAGAGUUGGAUUUUUCUAGCU